Molecule: messenger RNA, 1674 nt
Organism: Camelina sativa (false flax)
Lineage: Eukaryota; Viridiplantae; Streptophyta; Magnoliopsida; Brassicales; Brassicaceae
Source: RefSeq, a predicted model, not a curated record
AUGAUCUCUCCCCGGAGUGCAAUACAGAUCGACAUAUCCAAAGCAUUUGAUUCGGUCCAAUGGCCCUUUCUCAUCAACACUCUAUCAGCUUUGAACUUCCCCCCACGCUUUAUUCGCUGGAUUGAGCUGUGUGUUACCACGGCUUCCUUCUCAGUACAAGUGAAUGGAGAACUUACGGGUCAGAACCAACGAGGACUCUGUCAAGGCUGCUCCCUAUCCCCUAACCUCUUUGUCAUUUGUAUGCACGUUGUGUCUACACUACUUGACAAGGAUGCGUUGGAGAGACGAGUUGGUUAUCACCCUCGUUGUCAAAAUAUUCAGCUAACUCACUUGUGUUUUGCUGAUGAUAUAUUGGUGUUUACAGAUGGGACCAAGCUUUCGAUUGAAGGCAUUCUCCAAAUCUUUGAUCGGUUUGCAGAGUUCUCAGCGUUAAAAAUUAGCCUUGAAAAGUCCACAUUAUACAUGGUUGGGGUUAGAGAAACUGAGAGGGAGAACAUUCUUCGUUCUUUCCCAUUCGCCUCAGGCUCUCUACCGGUCCGGUACUUUGGUUUGCCUUUGUUAACUAAGCAAAUGACUGCACGGGAUUAUAGUCCUCUGAUUGAACAAAUCCGCAACAAGAUUAGUAGUUGGACGGCUCGUCACUUCUCUUUCGCGGGGAGAUUGCAACUCAUAAGUUCAGUAAUCCAAGGACUCACCAAUUUUUGGAUGUCUGCUUUUCGCCUACCUAGUGCUUGCCUUAAAGAAAUCGAUAGUCUGUGUUGUGCAUUUCUGUGGUCUGGUCUUGAGCUGAACACAAAGAAAGCCAAAGUGUCGUGGUCUGAAGUCUGUCUUCCAAAUGAGGAGGGUGGAUUAGGUCUCCGUUCGUUAAAAGAAGCAAACAAGCAUGAUAACUGGUCACCACUGGGUCCUCUGUUAGCGAUUACAGGGCAUCGAGGCUGCAUUGAUAUGGGUAUUAGCACUGAUGCAACCUUGGCACAGGUGUUGUUGACUCAUAGAAGACGACAUCAUCACGUAGAUCAUCUCAAUGAAAUGGAAGCAUGUAUCAAGGCAAUUCGAACCAAGGGUUUGGUUGAUACUGCGGAUGUGGUUCUUUGGAAAGGAUCAGGAGAUCGAUUUACAACAACUUUCUCCACCAAGGACGUGUGGAAGGCUAUACGAAGACAAUAUACACUACAAGACUGGUAUCGAGGGUUAUGGUUCCAUCACUCAACACCAAAGUUUGCGUUUGUUACUUGGCUAGCGAUAAAGAAUCGAUUGUCCACAGGUGAUCGAAUGUUGGGUUGGAACACCGGAGCUCCCACCUCUUGUGUGUUCUGCCAAGAUCCAAUGGAAACUAGAAACCAUCUGUUCUUCACUUGUCCUUACUCAUGGGAAGUCUGGUCUGCUCUCAGUUCAAAGAUCCUGGAAUGUCACUUCUCUACGGAUUGGCCUAUUCUUCUCAACUUACUCACGGACACGUCACUGGACAAGGUCCGUUUGUUCCUAUUGCGAUACACCUUCCAGCUUCUAGUACACUCAAUCUGGCGAGAACGCAAUAACAUGCGACAUGGGGAAACUGCAAUUCCUCCUACCCAGCUUAUCAAGCGAUUGGAUAAGGACGUUCGUAACAGAAUAGCUUCCAUAGCUGAUGGAGGGUAUGAUAAAUGUAUGGAGGUUUGGUUUGCUACACACUAA